Messenger RNA from Branchiostoma belcheri (Belcher's lancelet), 2684 nucleotides. RefSeq lists its product as uncharacterized. The coding region runs from base 234 to 2243 and encodes 669 amino acids. Lineage: Eukaryota; Metazoa; Chordata; Leptocardii; Amphioxiformes; Branchiostomatidae. The record is from RefSeq and is a predicted model, not a curated record. Gene Ontology annotation, molecular function: oxidoreductase activity, acting on metal ions. The transcript has 12 exons.
UGAUGACAGGUUAAGCGGCGUUCUUUACGUACUGCCAGUUCACUUGAUAACUACAGUGUCACUCCAACGGGCUGUGGUUCAAGAAGCUUCUUGGCUUGUCCUCGCGAACGAAGAUCAGGAAGGUUUUUCACGCUGGCAUGACCUCUGGUGGCUGAACAGGCCGGUUAAAGAAGCUUAACUGUUUAAAAAAAACGUAGUAGUAACUUGCAAAUCUCGUACGGAUCUUCAGAAAUAUGCUGUGGGAAGCGGUUUUAGUAGUAGUGACGGUCUGGACGGGCCCUUCGGCGGGGUACCCGACGGGCGCGCCACCGGAGCAAUGUCUGACCAUGACGCCGAACCACCACGGUGCCAACGCCUCUACUGCUGCCUCGCCGUACACUCUGGUACCGUCAACUACUACCUACACACCCGGGACACCCAUGUCAGUGAGUGUGCAGGGCGGCGCGUUUAAAGGCAUCCUCCUGCAGGCCCGGCGCGCUACAGACGGUCGGUACGCGGGGACGUUCGCCGACCCCCCGCAAGGGUUCCACGACCUCGCCUGCAACACAUCCGGGGACUCUGUCACCCAUAGCAACCGCGACAACAAGACGGCCGCCAUGUUUGAGUGGAUCCCGCCCAGCCCAGGGGUGGGCGAUGUCGUCUUCAAGGCGACCAUUGUGAAGAGCCACGAGGUCUUCUGGACUGACGUCACUUCCGUAACCGUGAAUGACGUCACCACGGUGCUAGCGACCACCCCGGCAGUUCCGACCUCCGCCCUUGAUGUUGAGUUGCGGCUGACCAGUGAAGACUUCCACUCAGACCUGCUGGACCCGGCAACAGCCCGGCACCAGGUCCUGCAGCUGGCCGUCAGGGGGGAGGUUGACCGCAUCUUUGAGGACCAUCCCCACUACCGAUCGUCACGCGUCAAUCACUUCCGCCAGGGCAGUGUGAUCACGAACGUGACGCUGGACUUUAAGAAGAACCUGACGGAGGAGGAGAAGUACGAGGCGGCUGCGCAGCUGUUCCAGGCCAGCGAGAGCGGAAACCUGGGCUUCACCACAGACAGGGUCACCGUCAACUACGGCGACGGCACGUCGGACACGCUGGAGAGAUGCACGUGCAGCGGCCAGCCCUCGGUCACGUGCACCACCAAAGGAGGCACGUGCGUGCCUACCUGCGUGCUCAACAAGAACUACUGCAACACCGGGACGUGCAGCAGCGACCUCAGCGCCAAAAGGCUGAACUGCAAGUGUCCUUCGAACUUUGUUGGAGACCGGUGCGAUAAUCCUCAGAUAGGCGGUCUGUCGCCCGCUGCGUUUGCGUGCGUUCUUCUGGCGGCGCUUGCGGGGUUCGUGCUGCUGGGUUGCGUCAUCUGCCACCUGUGCUGCGCCGAGAGGUGCGGAAAGGGCGGGAAACACAAGGCGUACAACCAGGGCAAGCCUGCAGCGCAACCAACUCAGACGGCGCAGACGCAGAAGCCGCCGGUGGAGCAGGAGGAGCAGGUGGCGACCGUGGACAUGUCCAAACCCGCCGCGGGGGAUGACGGGACAUACACCAACCCUUCUCUGCCUCGCUCGGAGGCCGGAAGCAUCAUGGAGACCAUCCAGGAGGAGCCGUCAGACGCGUCUCUGAUCACAGAGCCCGGGGGCAUUGCCCGACCGGUCAUCCCCGCUCCGCUUCCCAUGGCGGGAAAACAGCGACCCCUGGCGGCGGAUCCGGGGCAGCAGGAGGCCAUCGAGAACUGGCGCCGUCACGUGGUGCCGAAGGCCGCUCCCCCUACCGCCUCGCUGCAGCCUGAAGCGCCCUCUCACGGCUCCCUCCCGAAACGCAUCCUGGAGACCCCGCGCAUCCCCGAAGCUUCCCCCAUGUUGCCCCUGAAGAAACGCGCGCCUGAUGCGCCCCCUCUCGGCUCCCUGAAGAAUAACAUCUCCGAGGCGCCCCCUAUCGCUUCCCUGCAGAAUCGCAUCCCCGACACUCCCGCCGUGGGCUCACUGCAGAAGCGCAUCGCCGAGGCGCCACCUGCCGACUUUCUGCGGAACCGCAUCCCUGACUCCGCCUCUGACGUCACCGACGAAGUGGCCCAGCUGACUGCCCGCUGGCCUGCCAAAGGAGGGGGCACAAAGUCUCUGGGCCGCCGCCUGCCCGUGCGGGCCCCGGCAGGGACCCGGCCGGCCACCGUCAGGGGCAUUUACAAUCCCGGGUAUUAUGACAACUUCGGGAAUAUCAAGGAAAUGUCCUACAAGAACGCGGAGGAAAUAGCUUGAUCAUGAAUCAGACUCUUAGGAAUAAACGAGCGAAUUAGCAAAAGAACUAGCAUAAAAUUGACUUACAAUAGGUUAAAAUAUAUGAGAAAUGUGACAAAGGCAGGCGGUUAGACCAUAUAAAUCCCUAAAGAACACGCCAUUCCUCUGGAGUAUCUGAGCGCCGAGCGACAAAAUCAGUCAAAAAAUUUCACAAAGAACGAUUUUUGACGUUUUUUUUGUUUUGUUUACAAGUUAGACACAUGUAACACAUUAUGAUGUUUCAUUGAUAUUACAAAUGAGGUCAAACCACAACCGUUCGUUAACUACAAUAGGCGACAAAAUAAAUGGAAAAUCCUCCAAGUCCACUCUGAUACAAUAACUACUUUUCAAUCAUGAAAAAAAGCUAAAACACCUCAGCUACAAGAUAAGGUCAUCAUAAGUUAAACUUUGUACAUACAUACC